This is a messenger RNA of Leptonychotes weddellii (Weddell seal), 898 nucleotides long. It is a transcript of the gene NHLH1, whose product is annotated as nescient helix-loop-helix 1. Gene Ontology annotation, biological process: regulation of transcription by RNA polymerase II. Gene Ontology annotation, molecular function: RNA polymerase II cis-regulatory region sequence-specific DNA binding; DNA-binding transcription factor activity, RNA polymerase II-specific; protein dimerization activity. The record is from RefSeq and is a predicted model, not a curated record. Lineage: Eukaryota; Metazoa; Chordata; Mammalia; Carnivora; Phocidae.
GUGUGUGUAUAUGUGUGUGCGUGCGUGCCGCUGGCCCCCGUACCUGGCCAAACCCACCCCCUCCACCUGGGCCCUAUACCCUCACCAUGUGUACCCCUCUCAUCAGCCCUGGAGCCGGGGCAGCCACGCCACACUGCUGUUCCCGAGAGCUCUAGAAAGCUGGUCCCUAACUUUGCAGACGGAUGAGCUCUGAGCAGCCAGAGGAGACUGGGGCUGUCAACGCGGCCCCCUGUCCUGCCAGCGUGGAUCCCCUCACAGGGUCUUCCUAGGCUCGGCACUGGAACCCUGACCAUGGGACCUUGAAGUGGCUCUGACCUCCUCAGCUCAGUGGCAGACCCCACUCCCCCAGGCCCUUCCUGCCCCUCCCACAAACAGCUUGCAGGCUCCCAGAGGGAGGGGUGGGGAGGAGAUCCUGAUCUCGCAGGGCAGGGGGCUUCCAUCAUGAUGCUCAACUCAGACACGGUGGAGCUGGACCUGCCUCCCACCCACUCCGAGACCGAGUCAGGCUUCAGCGACUGCGGGGGCGGGGCGGGCCCCGAUGGGGCUGGGCCUGGGGGUCCCGGAGGGGGCCAGGCCCGGGGCCUGGAGCCCGGAGAGCCCGGCCGGAAAGACCUGCAGCACCUGAGCCGGGAGGAGCGGCGGCGCCGGCGCCGGGCCACGGCCAAAUACCGCACGGCCCACGCCACGCGGGAGCGAAUCCGCGUGGAAGCCUUCAACCUGGCCUUCGCCGAGCUGCGCAAGCUGCUGCCCACGCUGCCCCCCGACAAGAAGCUGUCCAAGAUCGAGAUCCUGCGCCUGGCCAUCUGCUACAUCUCCUACCUGAACCACGUGCUGGACGUCUGACGGGGCCUGCCUCCGGCCUCGCGGGAGUCCGCAGGCCCCUCUCCCCCGCCCCUGC